ACGAUGUCCACCAACGAGCGUUUCGACUGCCAUUACUGCAAGGACUCCCUGCUGGGGAAGAAGUACAUAAUGAAAGAGGACAUGCAGUACUGCACUAAGUGCUAUGAGAGCCUGUUCGCCAACUGCUGUGAGGGAUGCUCUUUACCGAUUGGCUGUAACUGCAAGGACCUUUCCUAUAAGGAUCGCCACUGGCACGAGCAGUGCUUCACAUGCGCCAAAUGCAGCCGCUCUCUGGUGGAGAAGGCCUUCGCCGCUAAGGAAGAUUUAUUGCUCUGCACCGAGUGCCAUGCCAAUGACUAUUCCUCCAAGUGUACCACCUGCAAGAAAACCGUCAUGCCAGGUUCCCGCAAAAUGGAAUACAAGGGGAACAGCUGGCAUGAGACCUGCUUCCUGUGCCACCGCUGCCAGCAGCCAAUAGGAACCAAGUCCUUCAUCCCCAAAGACACUGGCUACUUCUGCGUGCCCUGCUUCGAGAAGCAAUUUGCCUACCAGUGCUGUGCCUGUAAGAAGUCCAUCACAACAGGUGGAGUGACGUACCAGGACAAGCCGUGGCACCGCGACUGCUUCCUAUGCAUCGGCUGCAGAAAGCAGCUGUCGGGCCAGCGCUUCACCUCCCGGGAGAACUUCCCCUACUGCCUCGAAUGCUUCAGCAACCUGUAUGCAAAGAAGUGUGUGGGCUGCACCAAGCCCAUCACCAGUCUGGCAGGCGCCAAGUACAUCUCCUUCGAGGAGCGCCAGUGGCACAGCGAGUGUUUCACCUGCACACAGUGCUCCAUGUCGCUGGUGGGACGCGGCUUCCUCACCAAGCGCGACAACAUCUUGUGCACCGAUUGUGGCAGGGAGAAGUGA
Limanda limanda (common dab) is the source of this 849-nucleotide messenger RNA. RefSeq names its product four and a half LIM domains 5 (gene fhl5). Gene Ontology annotation, molecular function: transcription coregulator activity. Gene Ontology annotation, cellular component: Z disc; nucleus. NCBI's taxonomy places the organism in Eukaryota, Metazoa, Chordata, Actinopteri, Pleuronectiformes, Pleuronectidae. The record is from RefSeq and is a predicted model, not a curated record. The transcript is spliced from 5 exons. The coding region runs from base 4 to 849 and encodes 281 amino acids.